AUGGCGUCCAACGCCUCAAUCCCGGCCCUAAUAGUGUCCAAAUCAGAAAGCACACACAACCUUGAGGAUGGCGUUCUAUUUGCACAUGAAAAUAUCCAUGUGGGCGAGACUUAUCUCAAGCUGGAUCAAACACUCUUCAAAAUUACGCCUGAUUGUGAAGAAACAACCGCCAUUAGAGGGGGAUGUGAUUACUGUUCUGAGCAAGCAAGGCGGUUGGUUGGUUCUUGGGGCGGAACAGCUGUAAGGCGCUUUGAGGUUGAAGCCAUGAAGCUGGUAGCAAACUUGGACUGCUGUGGAACCCCCUUAUACACAGACGAAGACAUCAGAGCCCGAAUAUACCACCGCUACCUUCAUUUUGGUGGUCUGCGACAUAAAUAUGAGCUACCAGACAUGCUCCCUCAAUCAUCCCAUACAGUUUUUACGCACGCUGACAUUGCCCCACGGAACAUCAUGGUUGAUGACCAUUAUCGCAUUACCGGCAUCCUCGACUGGGAGUAUGCCGGCUGGUACCCUGAUUAUUGGGAGUAUGGGCAGAUCAUGAGGCCCGCUUGCCAGACGGGCGAUUGGCAGAAAUGGAUGGAUCUCACUGCGCCCCGUAAAUGGGAUAUCUUGGGAAUAGCAGCCGCGAGACGAAUUCUAUUUUGA
Messenger RNA from Paracoccidioides brasiliensis Pb18, 645 nucleotides. RefSeq lists its product as uncharacterized. The record is from RefSeq and is a predicted model, not a curated record. The transcript is spliced from 2 exons. The coding region runs from base 1 to 645 and encodes 214 amino acids.